Stylonychia lemnae is the source of this 462-nucleotide messenger RNA. The record is from the annotation of a GenBank genome assembly. Lineage: Eukaryota; Ciliophora; Spirotrichea; Sporadotrichida; Oxytrichidae.
AUGUGCUGUGCAAAGGUUGUUUAAUCAGUUAAAGCGACUCCUACUUCGACAACAGUAACUAAUACAACCAGUUACUAAUGUCUUCCUUUGGAAUAUGUUGCUUAGGUUGGAACCUACAUACUAUCUACAACAACCAACUACUCUUACUCCUGUGUAACAACAAAGGCUGAGCCAACUUAUUGCACAUCUGCUUCAGAUACUGCUUGUAGUUCAGACACAUAAUGUUGUGCAGCAAGAGGAGCUGCUGUCUCAACAGGUUCAGUUAUAGCUUUUAAUUCAAAUGUCUGUUACACAAAGACUAACACAUACAGUUGGACUAUCAAUCAGCUUUCUACGUCUGCUCCAAAUAUUACAUAUGCUAGAAAUUGUUUACAAGCAGUGUCCAGCUCAACGAAUGGAAUUCAACUAAUAUAUAGUGCUAUUUUUGGAAUUAUUUCUAUUGCUAGCUUUUAUGUUUUAUGA